Molecule: messenger RNA, 600 nt
Organism: Cavia porcellus (domestic guinea pig)
Lineage: Eukaryota; Metazoa; Chordata; Mammalia; Rodentia; Caviidae
Gene: Lce7a
Product: late cornified envelope 7A
Exons: 2
Coding region: 78-353 (91 amino acids)
Biological process (GO): epidermis development
Source: RefSeq, a predicted model, not a curated record
CACCUGCCCAAGGUUAGAAAGACAAGGAUUUUCAAACUACUUGCAUUAUGUUCUAGGCUCUUUGAACAUUCUCCAAGAUGUCCUACAAGCAAAACCAGCAGAAGUGCCAGUUCCCUGCCAAAUGCCCCCCAAAAUGUCUACUUGAUUGCCACCCUCAGUGCCCACAAGCUCCUUCUUCAUGUCCCCCUUCUGGCUCCCCUCCAGCCUCCUCCUUCUGUGUUUCCACCCGUGUAUCUCUGGUAUCUUACCGGUUUCCACGAUUCUAUCUGCACCAGCCCCAGUGUUCAAACUGCUGUGAAAACCUGUCCUCUGGAUGUCCUGGCUGCUGCCACAACUCCGGAGGCUGUAACUGACCUGCAACUUUUGGGACACAAAGAAUCAUAGCUAAGGGCUAGUAUUGAAUUGAUGCUUUUCUUUGCUCUCGCCUUCUUUCCCUCUCGCCCUGACCUGGCUUUUCAGGAUAUAGACUCUUCUUGCUGAGAACUACAUGAUUCUUGGUCAUGGUGGUCCUAGGCCAUGGAGACCUGAGUGCAAGAAAGAAAAAAUCUGUCUCCUAAAAGACUUGUCAGUGUACAGAAAUAAAACUAAUCUUUCUUGGAA